Messenger RNA from Coregonus sp. 'balchen', 31026 nucleotides. The record is from the annotation of a GenBank genome assembly. Lineage: Eukaryota; Metazoa; Chordata; Actinopteri; Salmoniformes; Salmonidae.
AUCCUGGUGAAUGUGAGUGGAGCGCCCGUCCUGUGGCGUGUUGGAGAGGAUGGCUUCCAGCGUUCCUCCUUGGUGGAGGGGACCAUCAUGUGGUUCCAGCAGGCCUCAGAUGGACUGGUGGUCUCUGACCACUCCCUCCCCCUGGGACACAACUACUUCCUCAGUAAGUAGGAAGUACUUCCACAACUACAAUAAUACUGCAAAAACAACAACAAUAUAGAGUCAGGGAGGUGGGGGGGUUAGGCGGGGUGGGAAAUGCAAAAACGCAAAAACUAAAGCAGGAAGCACCAGUGACUCGGUCAAUAAAAAAGUGGUCAGAUGAAGCAGAUGCUAAGCUACAGGAUGGUUUUGCUAGCACAGACUGGAAUAUGUUCCGGGAUUCUUCCGAUGGCAUUGAGGAGUACACCACAUCAGACACUGGCUUCAUCAAUAAGUGCAUCGAUGACGUCGUCCCCACAGUGACUGUACGUAUAUACCCCAACCAGAAGCCAUGGAUUACAGGCAACAUCCGCACUGAGCUAAAGGGUAGAGCUGCCGCUUUCAAAGAGCGGGACUCUAACCCGGAAGCUUAUAAGAAAUCCCACUAUGCCCUCAGACGAACCAUCAAACAGGCAAAGCGUCAAUAAAGGACUAAGAUCGAAUCGUACUACACCAGCUCCGACGCUCGUCAGAUGUGGCAGGGCUUGCAAACUAUUACAGACUACAAAGGGAAGCACAGCUGCGAGCUGCCCAGUGACACAAGCCUACCAGAUGAGCUAAAUUACUUCUAUGCUCUCUUCGAGGCAAGUAACACUGAAACAUGCAUGAGAGCAUCAGCUGUUCCGUAUGACUGUGUGAUCACGCUCUCCGUAGCCGAUGUGAGUAAGACCUUUAAACAUGUCAACAUUCACAAGGCCGCAGGGCCAGACGGAUUACCAGGACGUGUACUCUGAGCAUGCGCUGACCAACUGGCAAGUGUCUUCACUGACAUUUUCAAUCUCUCCCUGUCUGAGUCUGUAAUACCAACGUGUUUCAAGAAGACCCAUGUAUCUCAGUUGGUAGAGCAUGGCGUUUGCAACGCCAGGGUUGUGGGUUCGAUUCCCACGGGGGUCCAGUAUGAAAAUGUAUGCACUCACUAACUGUAAAUCGCUCUGGAUGUAAAAUGUAAAAUGUAAGACCACCAUAGUCCCUAUGCCCAAGAACACUAGGGUAACCUGCCUAAAUGACUACCGACCCGUAGCACUCACGUCUGUAGCCUUGAAGUGCUUUGAAAGGCAGGUCAUGGCUCACAUCAGCACCAUUAUCCCAGAAACCCUAGACCCACUCCAAUUUGCAUAUCGCCCCAACAGAUCCACAGAUGAUGCAAUCUCUAUUGCGCUCUACACUGCCCUUUCACACCUGGGCAAAAUGAACACCUAUGUGAGAAUACUAUUCAUUGACUACAGCUCAGCGUUCAACACCAGAGUGCCCUCAAAGCUCAUCACUGAGCUAAGGUACCUGGGACUAAACACCUCCCUCUGCAACUGGAUCCUGGACUUCCUGAAGGGCCGCCCCCAGGUGGUAAGGGUAGGUAACAACACAUCCGCCACGCUGAUCCUCAACACGGGGGGCCCCUCAGGGGUGCGUGCUCAGUCCCCUCCUGUACUCCCUGUUCAUUCAUGAUUGCAUGGCCAGGCACGACUCCAACACCAUCAUUAUGUUUGACGAUGACACAACAGUGGUAGGCCAGAUCACCGACAACGACGAGAGAGCCUAUAGGGAGGAGGUCAGAGACCUGGCUGUGUGGUGCCAGGACAACAACCUCUCCCUCAACGUGAUCAAGACAAAGGAGAUGAUUGUGGACUACAGGAAAAAGAAAAGGACUGAGCACGCCCCCAUUCUCAUCGAUGGGGCUGUAGUGGAACAGGUUGAGAGCUUCAAGUUCCUUGGUGUUCACAUCACCAACAAACUAACAUGGUCCAAGCACACCAACACAGGUUAUAGGUUAUAGGUUGAGAGCUUUUGUGAAAGAGCACAGUUAGAAAGAUAUGACAUAUAGAAGCAAACCGGAUGGACAUCAUGAAAAUGAUCGGAGAGGUUGAGGGUAGAGGAAGUUCAGGAGUAAAAACAAACAAAAUAGAAUUAUUAAAAUUGAUUGUGUCCAUAAAAUGUAUAUAGUAUGUAUAAGCUGGAAGUAGAGGCCUAAGCAUUGUUGUUCACUAGUUUACUCCAAUUAGGGAAGGGGUGGUGGGGUUGGAAAGUAAUAAAGGGAAAUAUAUUUUAAAAAAGGAUAUGUGUCACGAUCGUCAGGGAGAGACCAAUGCGCAGCGUGAUGAACAAACAUACUUUAAUUAGCUAAAGUGUAAACAAGAUACAAAACAAGAAACGACUCGUGAAGUCCACGGUGACAAUGACCGAACACGGAACAAAAACCCACAAACACAAAGGGAAAACAUACAGUUUAAAUAUGGCUCCCAAUCAGAGACAACCAGCCAACAGCUGACACUCGUUGCCUCUGAUUGGGAGUCACUCAGGCAAAACAUAGAAAUCAACAAACUAGAACCCCCAACAUAGAAAUAAACCACAUAGAAUGAACACACCCUGGCUCAACAUAUGGAGUCCCAGAACCAGGGUGUGACAGUACCCCCCCCUAAAGGCGCGGACUGCGACCGCGCCUCAAAAAGAGCAAAACAGGGGAGGGCUGGGUGGGCAUACCUCCUUGGCGGCGGUUCUGGCUCCGGCCUUGCCCACCACCCUCCAACAAACCCCCCAUAGCGCCCCUGGUCCGGUCUGGCCCCGCUGGCUGGAGCUGGACUGGACGUAGCAGGAGCGGUUAGCUUCAGCUCCGUAGUGGAGCCGUUGACCGGUACCUGGUUAGGCACCGGUGACCCAGGCACAGGUUGUGCCGAACAGACGACGCGCACCCCUGGCUUGGUGCGUGAGGCAGGAAAGGACCGGACCUGGCUGACGAUGCGCACCCCUGGCUUGGUGCGUGGAGCAGCAACGGGCCGGACCGGGCUGACGAUGCGCACCCCUGGCUUGGUGCGUGGAGCCGGAACGGGCCUCACCGGACUGACGACUCGCACCCCUGGCUUGGUGCGUGGAGCAGCGACGGGCCUUGCCAGGCUGACGACUCGCACCCCUGGCUUGGUGCGUGGAGCAGGAACGGGCUGGACCAGGCUGACGACUCGCACCCCUGGCUUGGUGCGAGUGGCAGGAACGGGCUGGACCAGGCUGACGACUCGCACCCCUGGCUUGGUGCGAGUGGCAGGAACAGGCCGGGCCGGGCUGGCGACGCACACCGUAUACUUGGUGCGAGUGGCAGGAACAGGCCGGGCCGGGCUGGCGACGCGCACCGUAUACUUGGUGCGAGUGGCAGGAACAGGCCGGGCCGGGCUGGCGACGCGCACCGUAGACUUGGUGCGAGUGGCAGGAACAGGCCGGGCCGGGCUGGCGACGCGCACCGUAGACUUGGUGUGAGUGGCAGGAACAGGCCGGGCCGGGCUGGCGACGCGCACCGUAGACUUGGUGCGAGUGGCAGGAACAGGCCGGGCCAGGCUGGCGACGCGCACCGUAGGCUUGGUGCGUGGAGCAGGGACAGGCCGGACUGGGCUGGCGACGCACACCGUAGGCUUGGUGCGUGGAGCAGGGACAGGCCGGACUGGGCUGGCGACGCACACCGUAGGCUUGGUGCGUGGAGCAGGGACAGGCCGGACUGGGCUGGCGACGCACACCGUAGGCUUGGUGCGUGGAGCAGGGAUAGGCCGGACUGGGCUGGCGACGCACACCGUAGGCUUGGUGCGUGGAGCAGGGACAGGCCGAACCGGGCUGUGGAGACGGAUAGGAGACCUGGAGUGAAGAGCGGCCACAACCCGUCCCGGCUGAAUGCCUACCCUCACACACUCUGUGUGAGGCAUCCGCACAGGACGUACAGGGCUGUGUACCCGUACUGGCAUAACAGCACGUGACACCGGAGCAGGAUAUCCGGGACCGCGGAGAGGCAUUGGAGACCACGAGCGUUGAGCCGGCACACUCCGUCCUGGCUGCAUACCCGCCUUCGCACGACACGUGCGGGGCGCUCGCACAGGACGUACAGGACUAUGCCGGACCACUCGUGGCACUGAACGCCGCUCCGCAUACCGCGGAACCUGCCCCGUCCCAUGCUGCCAUGCCUGAGUACGGGACGUUGGUUCCGCUCUCCUUCCAGGCUCCGCCAACCUGCCUUCUGGCCCCCCAAACCCGGUGGCCUCCUCUCCAAAUCGCCCUGUGGCAGCCUCCUGCUGCCCAGCCGCCCAUGCAGUGUGCCCCCCCCUAAAAAUGUUUUGGGGUUGCCUCUCGUCCUUCCGACGAUGACACUGCUGACGCCGCUGCUCCUCUCUCGCCAGGGCCUUAAUCCUUGCCCAUGGCCCUUUGCCCCCGAGCAUGUCCUCCCAGGACCACGAUUUGCCCACCUGGGCCAUCGCCAGCCUCUCCAUCUCCUUUCCUGGCGCUUCCUCCCAUGUCCAGUCUGCCUGCUCCUGGACACGCUGCUUGGUCCUGGUAUGGUGGGUUUUUCUGUCACGAUCGUCAGGGAGAGACCAAUGCGCAGCGUGAUGAACAAACAUACUUUAAUUAGCUAAAGUGUAAACAAGAUACAAAACAAGAAACGACUCGGGAAGUCCACGGUGACAAUGACCGAACACGGAACAAAAACCCACAAACACAAAGGGAAAACAUACAGUUUAAAUAUGGCUCCCAAUCAGAGACAACCAGCCAACAGCUGAAACUCGUUGCCUCUGAUUGGGAGUCACUCAGGCAAAACAUAGAAAUCAACAAACUAGAACCCCCAACAUAGAAAUAAACCACAUAGAAUGAACACACCCUGGCUCAACAUAUGGAGUCCCAGAACCAGGGUGUGACAAUAUGCAUAUACAGUGAGGGAAAAAAGUAUUUGAUCCCCUGCUGAUUUUGUACGUUUGCCCACUGACAAAGAAAUGAUCCGUCUAUAAUUUUAAUGGUAGGUUUAUUUGAACAGUGAGAGACAGAAUAACAACAACAAAAUCCAGAAAAACACAUGUCAAAAAUGUUAUAAAUUGAUUUACAUUUUAAUGAGGGAAAUAAGUAAAAACAUGACUCUGCAAAACAUGACUUAGUACUUGGUGGUAAAACACUUGUUGGCAAUCACAGAGGUCAGACAUUUCUUGUAGUUGGCCACCAGGUUUGCACACAUCUCAGGAGGGAUUUUGUCCCACUCCUCUUUGCAGAUCUUCUCCAAGUCAUUAAGGUUUCGAGGCUGACGUUUGGCAACUCGAACCUUCAGCUCCCUCCACAGAUUUUCUAUGGGAUUAAGGUCUGGAGACUGGCUAGGCCACUCCAGGACCUUAAUGUGCUUAUUCUUGAGCUACUCCUUUGUUGCCUUGGCCAUGUGUUUUGGGUCAUUGUCAUGCUGGAAUACCCAUCCACGACCCAUUUUCAAUGCCCUGGCUGAGGGAAGGAGGUUCUCACCCAAGAUUUGACGGUACAUGGCCCCGUCCAUCGUCCGUUUGAUGCGGUGAAGUUGUCCUGUCCCCUUAGCAGAAAAACACCCCCAAAGCAUAAUGUUUCCACCUCCAUCUUUGACGGUUGGGAUGGUGUUCUUGGGGUCAUAGGCAGCAUUCCUCGUCCUCCAAACACGGCGAGUUGAGUUGAUGCCAAAGAGCUCCAUUUUGAUUUCAUCUGAUCACAACACUUUCACCCAGUUCUCCUCUGAAUCAUUCAGAUGUUCAUUGGCAAACUAAUCUCAGCUCGUUACCUGUAUAAAAGACACCUGGGAGCCAGAAAUCUUUCUGAUUGAGAGGGGAUCAAAUACUUUUUUCCCUCAUUAAAAUGCAAAUCAAUAUAUAACAUUUUUGACAUGCGUUUUUCUGGAUUUUGUUGUUGUUAUUCUGUCUCUCACUGUUCAAAUAAACCUACCAUUAAAAUUAUAGACUGAUCAUUUAUUUGUCAGUGGGCAAACAUACAAAAUCAGCAGGGGAUCAAAUACUUUUUGUAUAUCCCUCACUGUAUAUGUAUGUACAGUUGAAGUCAGAAGUUUACAUCACACCUUUGCCAAAUACAUUUAAACUCUGUUUUUCAGAAUUCCUGACAUUUAAUCCUAGUAAAAAUUCCCUGUCUUAGGUCAGUUAGGAUCACCAUUUUAUUUUAAGAAUGUGAAUUGUCAGAAUAAUAGUAAAGAGAAUGACUUAUUUCAGCUUUUAUUUCUUUCAUCACAUUCCCAUUGGGUCAAAAGUUUACCCACACUCAAUUAGUAUUUGGUAGCACUGCCUUUAAAUUGUUUAACUGGGGUCAAUUGUUUCGGGUAGCCUUCCACAAGCUUCCCACAAUAAGUUGGGUGAAUUUUGGCCCAUUCCUCCUGACAGAGCUGGUGUAAAUUAGUCAGGUUUGUAGGCCUCCUUGCUUGCAAACGCUUUUUCAGUUCUGCCCACACAUUUUCAAUAGGAUGGAGGUCAGGGCUUUGUGAUGGCCACUCCAAUACCUUGACUUUGUUGUCCUUAAGCCAUUUUGCCACAACUUUGGAAGUAUGCUUGGGGUCAUUGUCCAUUUGGAAGACCCAUUUGCGACCAAGCUUUAACUUCCUGACUGAUGUCUUGAGAUUUUGCUUCAAUAUAUCCACAUAAUUUUCCUUCCUCAUGAUGCCAUCUAUUUUGUGAAGUGCACCAGUCCCUCCUGCAGCAAAGCACCCCCACAGCAUGAUGCUGCCACCCCCGUGCUUCACGGUUGGGAUGGUGUUCUUCAGCUUGCAAGCUGUCCCCUUUUUUCCUCCAAACAUAACGAUGGUCAUUAUGGCCAAACAGUUCUAUUUUUUGUUUCAUCAGACAAGAGGACAUUUCUCCAAAAAGUACGAUCUUUGUCCCCAUGUGCAGUUGCAAACCGUAGUCUGGCUUUUUUAUGGCGGUUUUGGAGCAGUGGUUUCUUCCUUGCUGAGCAGCCUUUCAGGUUAUGUCGAUAUAGGACUUGUUUUACUGUGGAUAUAGAUACUUUUGUACCUGUUUCCUCCAGCAUCUUCACAAGGUCCUUUGCUGUUGUUCUGGGAUUGAUUUGCACUUUUCGCACCAAAGUACGUUCAUCUCUCGGAGACAGAACGCGUCUCCUUCCUGAGCGGUAUGACGGCUGCGUGGUCCCAUGGUGUUUAUACUUGCGUACUAUUGUUUGUACAGAUGAACAUGGUACCUUCAAGUGGAAAUUGCUCCCAAGGAUGAACCAGACUUGUGGAAGUCUACAAUUAUAUUUCUGAGGUCUUGGCUGAUUUCUUUUGAUUUUCCCAUGAUGUCAAGUAAAGAGGCACUGAGUUUGAAGGUAGGCCUUGAAAUACAGCCACAGGUACACCUCCAAUUGACUCAAAUAAUGUCAAUUAGCCUAUCAGAAGCUUCUAAAGUCAUGACAUCAUUUUCUGGAAUUAUCCAAGCUGUUUAAAGGCACAGUCAACUUAUUGUACAGUGGGGAAAAAAGUAUUUAGUCAGCCAUCAAUUGUGCAAGUUCUCCCACUUAAAAAGAUGGGAGAGGCCUGUAAUUUUCAUCAUAGGUACACGUCAACUAUGACAGACAAAUUGAAAAAAAAAAUCCUGAAAAUCACAUUGUAGGAUUUUUUAUGAAUUUAUUUGCUAAUUAUGGUGGAAAAUAAGUAUUUGGUCACCUACAAACAAGCAAGAUUUCUGGCUCUCACAGACCUGUAACUUCUUCUUUAAGAGGCUCCUCUGUCCUCCACUCAUUACCUGUAUUAAUGGCACCUGUUUGAACUUGUUAUCAGUAUAAAAUACACCUGUCCACAACCUCAAACAGUCACACUCCAAACUCCACUAUGGCCAAGACCAAAGAGCUGUCAAAGGACACCAGAAACAAAAUUGUAGACCUGCACCAGGCUGGGAAGACUGAAUCUGCAAUAGGUAAGCAGCUUGGUUUGAAGAAAUCAACUGUGGGAGCAAUUAUUAGGAAAUGGAAGACAUACAAGACCACUGAUAUCUCACUCGAUCUGGGGCUCCAUGCAAGAUCUCACCCCGUGGGGUCAAAAUGAUCACAAGAACGGUGAGCAAAAAUCCCAAAACCACACGGGGGGACCUAGUGAAUGACCUGCAGAGAGCUGGGACCAAAGUAACAAAGCCUACCAUCAGUAACACACUACGCCGCCAGGGACUCAAAUCCUGCAGUGCCAGACGUGUCCCCCUGCUUAAGCCAGUACAUGUCCAGGCCCGUCUGAAGUUUGCUAGAGUGCAUUUGGAUGAUCCAGAAGAGGAAACCAAAAUAUAACUUUUUGGUAAAAACUCAACUCGUCAUGUUUGGAGGACAAAGAAUGCUUAGUUGCAUCCAAAGAACACCAUACCUACUGUGAAGCAUGGGGGUGGAAACAUCAUGCUUUGGGGCUGUUUUUCUGCAAAGGGACCAGGACGACUGAUCCGUGUAAAGGAAAGAAUGAAUGGGGCCAUGUAUCGUGAGAUUUUGAGUGAAAACCUCCUUCCAUCAGCAAGGGCAUUGAAGAUGAAACGUGGCUGGGUCUUUCAGCAUGACAAUGAUCCCAAACACACCGCCCGGGCAACGAAGGAGUGGCUUCGUAAGAAGCAUUUCAAGGUCCUGGAGUGGCCUAGCCAGACUCCAGAUCUCAACCCCAUAGAAAAUCUUUGGAGGGAGUUGAAAGUCCGUGUUGCCCUGCGACAGCCCCAAAACAUCACUGCUCUAGAGGAGAUCUGCAUGGAGGAAUGGGCCAAAAUACCAGCAACAGUGUGUGAAAAGCUUGUGAAGACUUACAGAAAACGAUUGACCUGUGUCAUUGCCAACAAAGGGUAUAUAACAAAGUAUUGAGAACAGUCUAUGGCUGGGGUGGCUGGAGUCUUUGACAAUUUCUAGGGCCUUCCUCUGACACCGCCUGGUAUAGAGGUGUCAGAGAAAGGCCCUAGAAAUUGUCAAAGACUCCAGCCACCCCAGCCAUAGACUGUUCUCUCUGCUACCGCACAGCAAGCGGUACCGGAGCGCCAAGUCUAGGUCCAAGAGGCUUCUAAACAGCUUCUACCCCCAAGCCAUAAGACUAAUCAAAUGGCUACCCAGACUAUUUGCAUUGCAUUUGUAUGCAUUUGUUUGAUUGUUUUUUAACCCCCCCAACUAAAUAAAAAGUUGGUCACAAAAACAAAAUAUAUGGAGGAAGGAACCUCUCCUGUUCUCUCCGCCUGUCCAUCUUGUGGGAAACCUAGACACAUGUAGCAAGCACUUGUAUACCUGUCACUGGUAUAUAUGUUUUUGGUUAGAGAUUACAAUCUCCUAAGAAAUGAAUCCAGUAGCACAUCUAAUGAUAUAGUGCAUAAAACACAACUACUUCCUCAGUAAGGCCCCACCUCAAUCUCACUUUACUUACUUACAUUAUCCUGUUUGUUCCUAUGUGGAACAGAAGAUUUUCCCCCACCUCAAUACAACUGUUAAAAACCAUUUGGAGGAAUAUAGGUUACUUUAUUCUGUCUGUCCAUUUGGUGGUAAAUAUAUAGGUGCUAUGGCGCUAUCACUUCCAUACUUCCAAACCUGUUAUUGGUGCCAACUGUAUUUUGGCUUAGAGAUGGCUAUCUUCAACUCCAAGGGAAUGGAUCUUUGCAUAGCACAUAUAGUGAUAAAAGUGCAUAUUAUGCAUAUUUAUAUUUAGAGGAUACUUGUAGUUUAUUGGUAUAAGGUACAUCAAAGUUAGAGACAUAUGCCCCUGAUCAAACAAGCCCAUUGGGGAAUUGGAUAGAAUGGUAUUCCAUCAUGUUUUCAAUACUAACAUUCACAUUCUCUGCAGUGUUCUGAGUUGUCUGGAUCAGUAAUUUGCAUGAAAUGUAAAUCAAGAACGCAAUAUCCAUAAAUUCCAUAAACAGUAUGAUAAUGUCUCAUUUGUAUGGGGCUGGCGCACAUAAACACUUGGCUCUGGAAUUCAGUUUUGUUAUUUUUCUGCAUAUUUUAUCGUUAAGUCUUUCUAUUUUCAAUGAGAAAUGUUACACUAACGUACGUCUGAAGGUUCGGUGGAUUCCAGCAGGUGUGGAGUCAUAAUUGGUGUCCUUCCCUUUAGUGAAUUGUCUACUUGACCCCUGUGCGUGGUCUCCAUACCAACACUGUUGUGUUAGGUCUCAGCCUAUCUGUCCACUGACCUUAAGCUGGCUGGAGACACUCCACCUGAGAUCCUGCAGCUCUGUCUGAGGAGAUGGUGUUUGUGGGGGGCAAGAUCAAGAGAGAUCGGGGGAGAAGGUGGAGUGAGAGGAGACAGGAAAGGGAUAGGGGAAAUACAGAGGGGGGAGAGGGGGAGUGAGAGAUGGGAGAGAGGAGAGGAAGGGGAGAGAGAAUUAAAGAGAGAGAGAGAAAAGGAGAGAGAAAGAGCGAGAGUUGUUUUUCUGUCAUCGUGUUUGGUUGUUUACCACUCAAAGACUCUGGAUAAUAAAUUAGUCACGUCCGUGAGAGCAAGGCUGCUGUGGAGCUGUGUGUGUGUGCUUGUGUGCAUCUCACAUAAUCUGUCUCACAUGCAAAAACAUGCAGUACACACACACACGUGCACUCACAUUCCCACUCGUGCACGCAUGUGCCGCAUGUUCGUACAUGUGAGACAGAUAGUGUGAAUGAAAUAAUGAUGGUGGCAUACAGAGUGGACAAAAAAUAUGUAUAUAUACAUGAUUCAACUCACAAUUGUAAGGCAACCAGCUGCAAUAGGAUUGUGAAUUUGCUCAGCAGAAAUGUUGUUGAGUAAACUCACAACAGAAAGUUUGUGUGUGAUAAUUUUGUUGAGCAAACUCACAAUCCUAUUGCAGUUGGUUGCCUUACAAUUGUACGUUGAAUCUUUUUUUUACAGUGUGUGUCUUUUUUAAAUGCAAUGCUGCAUUUAGGCAGGCCGCCCAAUUCUUACUCGUAUGCACACACACUCACUCACACUUACGCUGCGUUUAGACAGGCAGCCCGAUACUAAUAUUUUAUUCACUAAUUGGUCUUUUGACCAAUCAGUUCAGCUCUGAAAAAGAUCUGAUGUGAAAAGAUCUGAUGUGAUUGGUCAAAAGACCAAUUAGUGAAAAAAAGUUAAGUAUUGGACUGCCUGUCUAAACGCAGCGUAAGUGUGUGUGAGUGUGUGUACAUGCGAGUGCUGCAUCAGAGAGCAGUGACUUUGCAUUUGUGAGCUUGUGUUGUGAGGAACAGACGUUAUUGGGCUGACCUAACCAGAAAAUGGUGAGGUGUUAGGGGACCAGCUUUUACAGACUCCUGAUUGGCUGCAGGGCUUUGCUGUGGCAUUGACUCGUCCUGGCUGUGCUCGCGCCUCAUUGGCUCAUAGCAGGUCCAUAAAAACGGCUGUUAAUCUUCACUUUGAGGCUAUUUUAAAAUGGAUGCUUCUGGUAGCAGUCUGCUGUGUGUCACAGAACAAUAACUCAUCUAUUUUGGUUUUGAGUCAUAUUUGCUCGCAUGGCCUUUUCUUCUCCAUUUCUCUAAUAGUUGGUCGCCGGGAAAUACAUUUCUCUUUUGCAGUGGAAGCUAGAGGUGUCUUAUCUAGGUAAUGAUCCAUAUGCAACCCCUCCCUAGAACAUUUGUCAAACACAAGGUGUUCUGGUCAAUGUUACGCACAAUGAUGUUAAGAUGGCAAACUUCUGUAGAACCGAACAAGUUUGACCAUAAUCUUCUUUGCAAAGAACCAUUACUUCUCUCUGCACCUGAUCUUAACACAAUGCCUCUGUCCCUUAGUCCUUGUUGACCUCCCCUAACUUUCUCUCUAGUUAAAUUGGCAAUAUUCAAUAUUGCUCACAUUUAUUCAGUUUUUUCAUACUUAUCAAGGUGAAUCAGCUAGGACCUUAGGAUAGAAUAAAUGUUUUUUGAUUGAUCUUGUUUUCUCUCUCCCGUUAUAGGUGUACUGCGCGUGGGAGCCCCCAGUGGCUCAGAGGUCACCCUGCGUCUCAAUCUGACAGUGAAGGCCAGCAGCUGUGUGGAGCCUGGCAGCCGCUUCAGCGACCCACAAUGCUCUGGGAAGGGGAAGUGCAUCACCCAGCCCUCUGUGGUAAGAGGUCAGGGGUCAGAUAUGUGAUGUCACCUGUCCUUGCGUAGGUGAAUCAAUCCCUUGUCUUUGGGCUUGAUCCUGUGAACAAUAUUUUAAGGCUUAACAUGUCACUUUCAAUAUUCAGAAAACAGAUUUUCCCCUCAAUAUUCUGGAAGGUAAUUGCUGUAAUUCAGCAGAAUAUUGUAAGAUUGCGACACUAUUGUCUUGAUGAUACACUAUGCGGUAACAUAGCAACAGGAGACUGAGAGGAGAAAAAGAUAAGCAAGACAGAAUAAAGACCAUGCCUUAUUGCCAUGGGAACAGAGAAAGGCAUAAAUGUAUUGUGUGAUGGAGACAGAGUUCUUAAUAAUAAAGUCCUGCAUCCCUACUGCUCCCUGGGGCUCCCUAGGUCCCUAGGGGCAUUACUGUUAGCAGACUGAUCACUGCUGCAGAGAGAAAAUAAAAGAAAGGAAGGGAGAGGAGAGGGGAGAGAGGAGACGUGUGCUAGACUGAGGGCCUGCUAACUCUUUCCCUCCCCAGUAACCAGAACCAUCCCAGUGAUAGACAAAGUGUUGAGCAUUAUGCUCAGAAUGUUCCACAAUGUUAUCUGACCACUCAGUCUCAUCAGUUUUUCUUCUCAUCACAUGAACCCCUCGGUAUCUCUAAUCACUUGUCACAUAUAGGGCCAUGAGUUUAUCCUGGUCAGGUCAUGUGGUUGGGAGAAACUCCUGGCUCUAGUUUUGGUACCUUUAGUCAGUAUGUGACAGUGACCCCGUGACCCCUCUGACCUCCAGAGCACCUUCUUCUGUGAGUGUGAGAAUGGUUACUCUGGAAUCUUCUGUGAGGAGUUUGAUGCCUGCCACCUCAGGCCCUGCCAGAACUACGCCAUCUGUAGUGACCUGAGGCAGGGCGACGAGGGACGCAACUUCACUUGUAUCUGCCCUCCAGGUAACUACUGUGUGUGCGUGUGUGUGUCUGUGUGUACAUGCGUAUGUGCGUGCAUCACAGGAGGCUGCUGAGGGGAGAACGGCUCAUAAUAAUGGCCGGAAUGGAGCAAAUGGAAUGGCAUCAAACACCUGCAAGCCAUGUGUUUGAUGUAUUUGAUACCAUUCCACUAAUUUCGCUCCAGCCAUUACCACGAGCCCGUCCUCCCCAAUUAACGUGCCACAAACCUCCUGUGGUGUACAUGCGUAUGUGCGUGCAUGCCUGCGUGUGUGUGAGUGUCUCCAAAUGAAAUAGGGAAUGCAGAGAAGAAUACACCCUUUCAACUUGUCAAUUAGAUAUAUUUGGGGCCCAGACCAGUGAGGGCAGCUCCGAUCCACCUGAGAGGUUCAUUACCUUGUUAUAGAAGCAGAGGCUGGAGCUGUUGUUGAUGGCCAGUCACAUCUUAUUAGAGAAGGGUGAUUACAGGACUGUGGUGGUAUGUCUGCCUGCCUGACAGACUGAGGGCAGUGGGUUCUCACAGGCUCAUCCAGAGCACUGUGGAGGCAGCACUACAUGAUUCAUGUUAAUUGGCUGGAUGGGUAGCAAGGUUGGAGGUAUCUGGCUAGAUGCAGGACUUGUUGACUUGUUCUUGGAAGAGUGAGUGUUCUGUUUUGAAUUGACCUGAUGAGUUAAUGAAGAUAGACAGUCAUGGGGAAGUGUGAGACAUAGGGUGGCCUGUGUGUGUGUGUUUGUGUGUGAUGCAUGCAUGCGUGCGUGCAUGUGUUUUUCUGUGUGUGUGUGUGUGCUUGUUAUAGAGGUAGUUGGAUGGUUUGCAUGUCAGUGCGUAAGAGUUGCGGGUGUAUAUUUUGCCUUCUGUGUGUGUUCAGGUUUAAUGCUAUGUGACACUGUGUUUCGUCUGUGUGCUCCAGGGUUCGAGGGUGACCUUUGCCAGUUGCAGGUGGACCACUGCCUGUCUCAGCCCUGCAGGAACGGGGCUACCUGCUCCAGCAGCCUGGCCGGACCCAGGUGCUACUGCCCUGAGGGUAGGUACUUUAUCAUAACUCUGCCCUGUGGUUAGUAGGUACCCCAGUACCAAUAGCACAGCAAUGCUCUGAGUGCAGAACAUCUCUUGCCAUAACAUAAAAUGCACAGAUCCACAGCAAGGCACAAUAGCAAGGAUGUUCUGCACAAUACCACGUUGUUAAUCAGUUUUAUUUUCUGAGCUUCAUUAGCUGGUUGUGUGUGUUGGACUGUCCUGGUUCCCUGGUCUAGGCGUGCAUCUGGUGUUCUUGUGUGCAUGUGUGGUGUGUACGUGCGUGUGAGUCUGAAUGUGUGUGUGAGGCUAUCCUAGUUCCGCUGCCGUUCGUUUCUGUGUCUGCUCAGUGUUUAUCUGUGCCAGACCGUUGCUUAAUUUAAACCUUCCUCCACUACUCUAAUUAGUCCUCCUGGCCCUAACAACCCGCUCUCAGCCCCACAUGGGAAAUCUACGCUAGCCCGCUAAAACUAAAUUCUGACAAACACAGCACUCCUAAAUAAGGGCAUGCCAAUCCACGCUUUUUAUAUAUACACACACACACACACACACACACACACGCACACGCACACGCACACACAAACACACACAGACACUCCCAUGCAAAACCAUCCCGGAAUAAUCCUCUUCGAACACAUCAAUAAAACAACAGAGGUAUGAAUGUACAACCUGGUCCAGAAAAUAUGAUACAUUGCAGGUACAAUUCCCUGCGGUCACUGAGUUCUGAUCCACAGUCCUGCUAACAACGCAAACCGGAUUAAAUUAUUAAUCUUACACUGUUGGACGAACGCCGACCAGAAUUUUUAAUCCAUCCACAGCAGUUUUUUUCCUUUGGUUGUUUUCACAGAGAGAUGGUGGUUGUGGUGCAACAAUGGGGGCGGAAACUGCUUCAGCAUUUUGUAAUUAGUGCGACAAGGAGUGUGUGUGUGUGUGUGAGAGAGAGAGAGAGAGACAUCUACAUAUUUAACAGGCUCGUUAGGUAAUCCUGCCGUUUGAAGCCUUUCUACUGGGUUUCAAGGCAAUUAGCUAAUCACAUUCUCCAGUGAGCAUGUGACUGCAGGUGACUGCAGGUCAACACAAUCAGCCAGUGGAGGGUGAUGAGGAGGCACCUUGCCUCACCUCUACCUCUGUUUAUUCAACAAACACACUGGGAGUGGGAGCAGACGGCUCCACACUGCAGACUCCAGGCUGUAGACUCCAAGCUGCAGACUCCUGUCCACCUGAUUCCCAUCCAGUUGUGAGAGACUGAGCAGGAGAGACGUAAAGAAUGUGUUAGGGUACACAGUUGUUGUUGUUUUCUUGUUGCUGUUUUCUUGCAGGUGAAUGUGAGCACAGAAGUAUAUCAGAGUUGUAUUCUACAAAGCAGGAUUAUGGAGUUAGCCAGCUAACUUGGCUAAACAUUAUUUUUAUUUUGUAGAAAGAUAAGCUUGAAAUGGGCAUGGUCUAAUUGAUUUAACAAACGAAUAGACAUAUCUAAGUUUAGCUUUUUUAAUUAAGUAUAAAAUCAAUGGUUAUUUCUGGUUGCUUAUCAAAGUUAUCUGGCUAACUCAUUGAUCCUGCUUUGUAGCAUACCCCUCAAUACUAGGUACAGAGAAGUUUUGAAAUGCUAAAGUUGGAGUUGACGGACCUGGAAUUAUGGUGUAUGGCAUUUUCUUGUAUAACACACAGCAGAAGCAGUGUCUUCCAUGAGGAAAAGACACACUGUUGUACUGUUGUUCAUUUACCUCUAGACUGUUUCCUUUUGGACUAGACUGUCUCUCUUUUUUAUUUGGAGAAGAAGUGACAAGUAUCUUUACUCUAGCUCCUCUCUUUUAACUAUCACUGUCUCUAAAGACACAUGCAGUGAAGAGCUUUAAUGAUAAUUUGGUUUCUUUUUAAAGCAUUCUCCCAAUGUGCGCAGUCACGCACAAACGAACACCGCACACACACACACACACACACACACACACACACACACAGAGAAACCUAUUUCUGUCAGCUGUUCCCUGUGUGGUAUCACUGCCUACCCACACACUCAUAAAUCAAACCAAGUUUAUUUAGCAAAGAUCCUCUCUGCGGAAGUUAUCACGCUGUGCAUAAAAUAAAGUGAUGGAUGACAGCAGAUGACAACAAUAGCAGAGGCAAUCAUAGCAGAAUCACGGCUUAUGAUCACCAAAUGCCAAUGCUGAAGGCAAAUAGCAGGUGAGCAGGUGUAUAGUAUUAGUUUGACAGCAGAGCAGUAUCAUAAACAGUCUGGUUAUUACGUGUCAUGUCCAUUCAUGACCACUCAUGUCAGAUGACAUACUGCCUAUGAGCCCUGGCCAAAAGUAGCGCACUUUAUAGGAAAUCAACAAGAUCUUACGGUUUUACCAAUUUGACUUCAGAUUCUGACUUUUAUCUACGUUUCUCCAAAUGUCACAUUUCGAAAAAUAAGGGUCGGGAUAGGGUUAAAACAUUAAGUUUAGGCAUUCAUUACGAAUGGUUAAGUUGAGGGUUAAGUGUCUACCACUGGGAUUGAACGCGCAAUCGGAUUCAGAGUCAUGGGAUUGCGCCCAUCAGGACAUGGACAGACAUCCAAUUUCAAAGUAAAUCUUGAGCGAUCUGCUUUAGGGAAUAUGUGUACCAUUUCAGACACAGCCAGAGUCUCUAGAGGAGGUUGCUCCCAGCAGUCCUCCUAGCUCUGUGUCUGUCCUCUGAGGUCUCUCUCUCUCAGCUCUAGGACUGCCACUGUCUCCAGUGAGGAACAGAAGGGGUGGGUGCGCUAUAUUUAACUCGCUCUAUUGGCAAGCAGAAGCUCUGCAAAAGCUGCCUCCUUUCAUAUCAGAGCUCCCCUGGGAAUCUGGUUAAGUGUGUAGGCUAGGUAAAGUGGGUGUGGUGGUGGGGAGAGGGGGUUCUUGUGUAUGCAUGCAUGUUUGCGAGUGUGUCUUUACCAUGUCUGCUGACCCAUACCCCCUGUGUCAUAAUGAAUUAUGAGCUUAGUCUUGGGGAGAGUUGUCAGCAUGAUCAGAGAGAGAGAGAGAGAGAGAGAGAGAGAGAGAGAGAGAGAGAGAGAGAGAGAGAGAGAGAGAGAGAGAGAGGUAUAUGGGGUUCUGGGGUCCUGAUGCUAAGACACCCAGCCAAUAUCCCUGACAACACUGCCCAAGGCAAACACACACAUACACAGCAGACUUAGCUUUCUACAGCGAUAAAGGAACAGAGCUCGAUUUUCCUCCCUUCUAUCUUCACAUCCUCCUUUUUGGCACCAUUACCUCUCUCUUUUCUUUACCUCUUGUCAUGUCUCAUUUUCUACUACAUCUGAGAUUAUGUGUGGUUGUGUGUAUAUAUGUGUGUGUGCACGUCUCCACUCAACAAGAUCUCGCUGCCUCACUUCAGUAAACAACAUUUGUCCGGGGGGAUAAACGUAAAAACUAGAAAAUUAAGUUUAAUCAUUAAUUAAAGUUGAGGUUUGGGAUAGGGUUAAAACAUAAAAUAAUAAGAAUGAGUGCCUAGCAAUGGGAUUGAACCCACGAUCCUCUGAGCUGUAGAGCGCGGUUCAAAGGUCAUGAACAGUCAAAAUCACGUUUUUCAUGAAAUUUGAUGAUAUUUGGAUGAAACCAAAUCAAAGUAUGAUGCCCAAAGUAUGAAAAAUGACUGUUGCUUUUACAUUGAUACAUUUUGAUCACACAGUAACUGGUCCCCUCCCCCAUGUUAAAGACUUGGAUUCAGGAGGUGUAAUGUAGACGCAGGGAGUCAGGAAGCAAGUGCAGUUAAUGAGUUUAAUGACGAAGAACAUUGACCGAUACAAAACAAGAAAAGCGUCUAAACAUGGAAACAUAAACAAUAUUGCCUGGUGGGCGAUAACAACGCUAUAUAAAGGGGAAGUAAUCAGGGAGGUGAUGAAGUCCAGGUGUGCCUAAUGAGGCGCAGGUGUGCGUAAUGAAGGUUGCCAGGUGUGCGUAAGGAUGGGUUGCCAGGACCAGUAGUUAGUGGAACGGCGUCGACGCCGGAGAGGGGGAGCGGGAGUGGACGUGACAGGAGGCGGGAUUAUUAAGGGAAUAGGGUGAUCCUAACUCUCAUUUUAAUACACCAAUGGUAACAUGAUAUUCUCUUACCUAAUUUAAAUAAGUGCCGCCUUGUAACCAACAUCGGAGAAGGCGUGUUUGCAGAGGGACGUGGUUUAUAUAGCUAGAUAGCUACUCUACUGAUGCCAACAUUUGACUAUGUGGUGUCAGCAAAUACAGUAUAAUUACAAUUUUACACUAUUCAUCUAUGGCAAAGAUACUUCCAGUAUAUGUCUCCCCUUUCAUCUGUGUCUGGUGUUAGCUAGUUACUGGCUAGCUAGGUCUUCAGCCAGCAUGGAACAAAAGAGGGGGAAGGGUCGUCCAAAACUCUGACGCAGCUGUCACACUCUAAAAAGUAAAGGUUCCUGGAGAAUCCUUUAGGGGUUCUUCAAAUUGAAACUGUGGAGGAACCCCUAUAAGUUCUUCAAAGAACUCUUUAAAAGGGUUCUUCAAAUAACCCCUUUUAAUGGAUCCUCAAAUAACCUUUUGAAGAACCUUGAACUACCCCCCCUCCCCUAUUAAUAUUAUUAUUAAUAAUACGCUUAACAAUAACAACAAUAACACAAUAUUGUAGUUGUCAGUGUUUAUUAUGAUUUUAGUAGCAAAGCAGAAUAAAAAAAACAAAAUAUGAGGUAAACUCCCAGCAGAGCCCCAAGUCCAAUUGAUAUAUCCUCUGGCAUGUUGAUGUUAAUGUGUUGAUGUUCUCUGUAUCCAUAGCCAGGAUGAUUUGGCAGUGCAUGGUGAUCGAGCAAGUUUCCUGUUAUAUUCCUCAGAGGUGUAGGGAGGGUGAAGUCUGUAAAUCCAAAAAAUAGCAGUUAUUAAGAUGAUUAACAAAACAUUCACACGACAGUAUUCAUACCUUGGUUUUUGUGGUAAAUGUGAAUGAAAAAAAUUGUUUUAAUAAUGGUUUUCAUACACAUACCUUGUCCAUAAUGUAGAGGCCUGUGGGAUAUUCAUUGUAGCGGUAAGAGAGGAGGAUGGUAAAUCUAAUCUGCAUAACAUACUAAUACCAACUGACAUACCUUUGUAUGCCUCCUCGUCUGUAUACCUGCAGACACAUACACAAAAGUGAGCAGUUCAGUCAUCUGUACCCAAUACAGCUAGCCUUCAACAUAUUCUUAUAGCAUACAUAUUCUUACUUCUUUGUUGAUUGAUAUCCAUUGAAUUCUGUCCAAUUUCUGUUUUAGAAAGAUUUGCACAAAUAUGAAAAGAUGGAUAAUGUCAUCAGAAAACAAUAUAAAUUUAGAUCAUACAAGGGACAAACCUUACCUUAAAUUGUGGAGAUAUUUAAAUUGUUCAGUUAAGUGCCUGCACCUGCUGUCCUUUCAAAUUCAAAUCCAAAUGUUUCAGUUGGGCAGUUAGGUUCCUGCAAGAACCCCCACCAACUUAGGAGGUUCUUCAAUGAACCCCACCUCCUAUGGGGUUCUUGGAAGAACCUUUUGGGUGCAAUUUUCAGUGCCAAGAACCCUAAGGUUCUUCGAAGAACUUUGAGGAUCUUAGAAGAACCCUUGUUGAACCCUUCAUUUUUAGAGUGCAUGCCAACACAUCCGUCAGUGCUGCGGUGAACCACAUCACAAGAGACAUGCCAAACGGGAGAAAAACAUUUACUUAAUUAACCAUGUUUCCAUCCACAGUCUUUAUGCGAGUAAAAAAAUAAUGACAGCUGUGAUGGAAACAGGAAGUUUUGGUACAAUUCUAUAAAUGCAGAAAGAUAAUUUGUUUGUUCGACAUGGUGGGAUCUUUUUGUGUCUGUAAAAUUAAUUAUGCGAGAAAUGGUGGUGGAAACGCCUUUAUGUGCAAACAUUGAUAUAAUAACCAUCAUAUCUAAGUAAAUUUAGAGUCACGCAAUGAUAUGGUGUGUGGUCCUCCCACUAUGACUCGGAAACCAUGCAGUUUAUUAGGCUACACAUGAAAUAAGUUAUGAUGAACUUCACAGGGUGGUGAAAGUGCAUGGUGAUCUUGAUGCUCCUUUCCAAUAAGUGUCGAGGGUCUUAUUCUGGUGACAUGAUGAUCGAUGCUUGACUGCCAUUUGACAAAUAAAAAUAUUCUCGCUCUUAUCCAUAAUAAUCUCAUCAUGUAGACUAGCCUACUCGCACAGCCUACCCGCAAUGUAUCUACGAGCUGUUGGCUAGAGCGCAGGUGCCAAGACCAAAGCAACAGUUCUUCUGACAAAACUAUCGGUAGAGAGGAAAAUGCGAUGGAAACACAUUGAACUCUAGAUUUUGAUUCGGUACAUGAAAACUUAAGUGAAACAUGUAUUUUUGUGUGCAGUAUGUCAUCACAUACUGAUUUUUGUUUGGUGGCGACACACAACUGGUGAAACAUUUGCAUAUUUUGGAAUAUUCGCAUGAUAAUUUGUCGCCAAUUAGAUGGAAACCUAGCUAGUGAUGCAAUUUCAAUGUUGUUUGACUUUCUUUGAGUUUCAACAAAUUAGCUUGAGAUGAUUUUACUGCAAAACGGCUCACUGCAUCCAAAUUUCUUGACACAGGUGUUUCAAAGAGCUGUCAGUCAAGGCAAGCUCAUGAAUAUAAGCUCCCUGCCCACUCAGGGUGUAUUUUCAAACUUUCUGGUUGUUAGCCAUGAGAGAAAAAGUAAUUUUUCUCAAAUCUGGAGCAUUUCUAUCCCCCCAAAAUAUUAUGGGUGAUAUUUUAGUCACUCAAUAGGCUAUUUUAUUUGUGACCUUUUUGUUCGGGACCUUUAAGCCCUUCCUCUAUCCCCAUCCACAACGCCCUAGCAAGCCGUGAGCCUACUCGAUGGAAAUAGGCGCUCACGUUGCCCCUAGUGACCAGUAUUGAAGGCAUCUCCCGACGUCCUGGGGACCUGGACAAACGUCUAAUACUGCAGUCUAUCUGGUUUGACCUGGCUUCUCCACUCCCACUAGCCUCCUACAUCCUGUUGAUCUUAUGAGAAAGACUGAUAAUAAAUUGAGGUCACCCUCAAUUAAACCUCCACUUUGUCACACCUUCUGCAAUCGCUGCCUCUAUCUCUGCCACUCUCAAGGUGCCCCCCUUGCCUCUUCCCUCCUCCCCUCUCUCCACCCUCCCCUCUGUCCUCCCUCCCUCCUCAGGAGAAUGGUUCCAUCACAAGCUGUUUUUAUCAGGAUCAUCGCCAUGGUAGCGCAGAGAGGAGACUGACUGUGUGUUAUUGACAAGGGACUGUGUGUGUGUGUGCGUGAGUGUGUGUGUAUGUGAGUGUGUGUGUGAGCAUGUGUGAGUGUGUUUGUGUCAGCCUAUAUGUUUGUGUUGGCCUGUGUGUGUGUGUGUGUGUGUGUGUGUGUGUGUGUGUGUGUGUGUGUGUGUGUGUGUGUGUGUGUGUGUGUGUGUGUGUGUGUGUGUGUGUGUGUGUGUGUGUGUGUGUGUGCAUGCAUGUGUGUUACACAGUCAAUAUAACCUAGGAGCAUGUUGAUUACGUAUCAAUGUGUAUUUCACCGGGCUAAUGAAGAGAGGCUUUCAGGGUCUGCUGAUUCAUUUAUCCAGAUGCAGGGAGGACUUUAUAUCACCCAGACUGAUGGACAUUUAUUAUCUCACUGUCACUGCAGAGAGGGAGGAAUAAUCUGCUGGAGUCGGUGGGUUUCUGUGUUGGUCUCAGACAGAGUGCUUUCUUGCUUUCUUUCUUUUAGAUGAUGCAUGUAUGAACUACACAUUGAAACAUCCAGCCCAAUGCAGGAGGUUUAAAAAAUACUCACUAGUCGCAAAAGUACUGUGCUUGUCUUUAAGUAUGUGCUGGCUGGCUUGUGUUGAAGAACAAUGCCUGUUGUUUGUAUGUGUUUGUGUGUGGGCGGGUGACAGGGGACAGGGCACGGGGGGCGGGUUUGUGUAGACAAAACAGACGCUGUAGGCUGCAUCCCAGUGAGUCCACAGUGCCACCUCAACACCCACAAUGCGGUCCUUCACACCCCCAGAACCCCACAGCAUUCCUGCCACCAGACCAGAUGCUCCCCAACCCCUCUCUCGCUCUCUCUCUCGCGCUCUCUCUCUCUCUCUUUUCUUUCUUUCUUUCUUUCUUUCUUUCUUUCUUUCUUUCUUUCUUUCUUUCUCUCUCUCUCUCUCUCUCUCUCUCUCUCUCUCUCUCUCUCUCUCUCUCUCUCUCUCUCUCUCUCUCUCUCUCUCUCUCUCUCUCUCUCUCUCUCUCUCUCUCUCUCUCUCUCUCUCUCUUUCUCCCUUCAUCUCUCUCAGGGUAUCAGGGCAGCAUGUGUGAACAGAGGGUGGACCCAUGUGCCUCCAGCCCCUGCCACAACAACGGGAGCUGCUUCCCCCAGGGUCCCGGCCUGGGCUUCGGGUGCAGCUGUGCCGCCGGCUUCACUGGCCCGACCUGUGCUCAGCUGGUGGACUUCUGUGCCCUCAAUCCCUGUGCCCACGGGAUCUGCCGCAGUGUGGGCACCAGCUACAGGUGUCUGUGUGUCCCAGGUGAGCUCUCCUGUGUUUGUAUGUGUGUGUGUGUGUGUGUGUGCGUGUGUGUGUUAGUAUGGGGGGUACUCUCCAUCUGAUCAACCUCCCAUUACCCACACUAUAGAUAAGCUGUAAGACUAGCGAACAGAUUGAUUCUCCCACAAUCAAUCAGAUAUUACAGUGAACCUGCCACAUAUAAUAUACAGUAUCAUAAAUUCGCAUUGUUACUACUCAUCAUUCCCCAACCCACCCCAGUGAUAUCAUUGAUGCAGACACACAGUGGGUAAUAUGAUGCCCAUGACUGACAUGUCAUGCAUGCUAAUUGAUCAUGCCACUGGUUUUUAUGGCUCCAUGCUCAGAUUAAUGGUAUGGAAUGAUAACAAAUCCUUAUCCCUUAUUCAACAAUGAAUUGAAAUCAUUUCAAUUACUUUAGCUGGGCUUGAUUGAGCUUGCCUGGUACAAGGGAACCAAUAGAAUAGUCACAAAAUUGCAAACCCCGCCCAUUUGGCACUCCAGGCAGGCUAAAACAAAAAGUAAUAUUUGGAAAGAUUUCAAAUAGUAUUUGAACCCAGGUAUGGGUGUGACUGCAGGAGAACGACCCUAUCAGUAGAAGCAUCAACAGUGUGACAGGCUGCUCCUCCUCCUUAUCAGUUUUUCCUAGAGUUCCCUUUAUAUAUCUUUCUGUCUUUCAGUUUUCAUUUUGAUUUAAUUUGCAAUCUUAGGUUGGAUGGGGAGUGAGAUACACUCUAAAUUAGUAAUGGCUGUUUUUUUGUUUUUACAGAAACAACCCAAUUCCACCAUUUUAGAUCACUUCACUUAAAAUAGUUCCUUUGGUAAUCACACUAUCGAUUCAGACUGUCCUCUAUUGUCCUCUGUAGCCAGGUACUUCUCACUGUGUUCAUACUCUUAUUAGUAUAUUCUUGUCUCAUAACAUUGCAUUAUGUUAUUUGUUCUCUCAUAGAAACAACCUCAGACCUUGCAUUGGUACAGUAUAUUCACGCAUAAUAUCUAUUUUCACCUUUCACUCUAACCUAUUCUCUGUUAUUCUCCAUUGCUCUUAAUCUCUUCCUCUCUUUGGCUUUCUGUCCCUCUCUCUCUGUCCUCCUCUCUUCUCUCUCUUUAUCUCUCUUUCCUCACCUCAUUUCCCUCUCCCCCUCCUCUGUAAUCUGGUUGCCAUGGUGAUUGAAUUUUAUUAGGAUCUCUUUUUAUUAGGUGAGACAGUUGCUUUGCGCUUCCUUCCAGACCAUUGUCUGUCUGCAGCCGUUGUCUGACUACACAAGUUGGGCAGAUGAUGCCGUCCAGUCACACAUCUCCAUCCAGACAGCCCUCAUCUAACGGGAAUGAUGUCAUUGGUCAUUCGCAAUCAGACUCGUUUAAGGAAAUAAUUGACGUUUUCUCCUGUUCAUCAAUAUGCCAGCUGGUGUCUGCAUCUUCUACGAGGAGAGGGGGCUGUGAGGGAUCUGAUAUAUACUCUAGUGGAUCCCAGGCUCCCUGUAUUCAUAUCAGACAGAGGAGAGUCAGACUAGCCAGAGGAAAUGGGUCAGGGAGUCUGGGAAAGGCACUUGACAUUUCACUGGCUUUUUAUGAGAACCUCUGGGAUUUAUCAAGGCUUACUUUGUAUGUAAAUGUUUCCUCUCAUGGUAAACGACAAACACAUGCACUCACCAGCAGACAGCCAGACACACACUCACACACGCAUUACACAUACCGACAUGUCUAUACUCAGUAUGGUAGCUUCUGCUUGUAUACUCUGAAGAAAGAACACAAUGUCCUACAUCAACUCUGUGAUUCUGUCAAUCGCUGUGUUCUGACCUUGGGCUUAUACUGCUUCUCUUUCAUUGGUAAAAACACCAAGACCCACAGUUCUCAGUCCCAGUGCAAACCUGCCACCCAGUGGGAACUGGAGUGUACUGCAUUUAAUAGACUUCACUAACAGUCAUGGCUGAAUCAUGGCUAACCAUAGAAUUACAUCUAUCAUUAAUUUAAUAGGAUGUCUGUGGAUGUAACAUCCACAAGGUUUUGCCAUAGUCAUGUAGGCAAACAAAUGCAUUGACUUGAUCGAUCUAAGUGAUAAUAUCUAUAUAGAAAUAAAGGCACAUUCAACUACUUUUAACUCACCCUUUAAAAACAUCUCAUAAAAAAUAUGAUAUGUGCUGAGAAGUGUAUCACCAUGAUCUUCUCGUUAGUGAUAUCUAAACGUAAUCAUUACUUGAACUGUCAUCUAAUAUUAUGAUCAAAGACAGUGUGACUUUAUGUGUGUGUGUGGUGUGUGUGUGUGUGUCUCCCAGGUUACCAUGGUCUGUACUGUGAGGAAGAAUACAAUGAGUGUCUGUCAGCCCCCUGCCAGAACUACGCUACCUGCAGAGACCUCAUCAACGCUUACGAAUGUGCCUGCACUCCCCAGUAUGAAGGUAGGUGUGUGUGUGUGUGUGUGUGUGUGUGUGUGUGUGUGUGUGUGUGUGUGUGUGUGUGUGUGCGUGCGUGUGUGUGUGUGUGUGUGUUGAUUUCAAUCCAAUGUGACUGACAACUCAAUGUGGACAGUUUUAAGUAUAUGUUAUCCUGGGGUGGGCUUGUGUGAUGAUGCUGGUACUGCAAUAUGUACAGUGAGGGAUUAAAGGGACGAUGGACGGCGCCAUGUACUGUCAAAUCUUGGGUGAGAACCUCCUUCCCUCAGCCAGGGCAUUGAAAAUGGGUCGUGGAUGGGUAUUCCAGCAUGACAAUGGCCCAAAACACACGGCCAAGGCAACAAAGGAGUGGCUCAAGAAGAAGCACAUUAAGGUCCUGGAGUGGCCUAGCCAGUCUCCAGACCUUAAUCCCAUAGAAAAUCUGUGGAGGGAGCUGAAGUUUCGAGUUGCCAAACGUCAGCCUCGAAACCUUAAUGACUUGGAGAAGAUCUGCAAAGAGGAGUGGGACAAAAUCCCUCCUGAGAUGUGUGCAAACCUGGUGGCCAACUACAAGAAACGUCUGACCUCUGUGAUUGCCAACAAGGGUUUUGCCACCAAGUACUAAGUCAUGUUUUGCAGAGGGGUCAAAUACUUAUUUCCCUCAUUAAAAUGCAAAUCAAUUUAUAACAUUUUUGACAUGCAUUUUUCUGGAUUUUUUUGUUGUUAUUCUGUCUCUCACUGUUCAAAUAAACCUACCAUUAAAAUUAUAGACUGAUCAUUUCUUUGUCAGUGGGCAAACGUACAAAAUCAGCAGGGGAUCAAAUACUUUUUUCCCUCACUGUAUGCUAAUUCGAUGAGUUUAUACAGCCUGUUUUUUUAUAAAUGUAUCCAUAUAAGUGAUUGUAUGUUGUCAACAGUAUGUGUUUGUGUUAUAUAUUGCGAGAUAGUGUGCUGUCUUGGUGUAAACUGUCAUAUGUAGAGCAGACCUGGGUUCAAAUACUAUUUGUAAUCGUUUCAGAUACUUAUGCUGUGCUUUAAUGUGCUUGUCUGUUGCAAUGAGCCAAUACAAAAGUCCUAAAAGUGCAAACACAGCCCCCCUGGCACUCCAGACAGGCUAAAGCAAAUGCUUAAAGGGUUUGAAAUAUUUCCAAUGGUGUUUGAACCCAGGUCUGUAGAGAGUACUGUGUGAGUGUCAUUAAUGGGCCAUAUGUGUGUGUGCCCGUGCAGGCAGACAUUGUGAGCUCUACAGGGAUCCUUGUCUGAAGGCUCACUGUCAGAACGGAGGACACUGUGAGAGUGUGGGCCUCAAUGCCACCUGUGUCUGCCCACCUGGUUACCUGGGUGAGCAUUUAAACUCUGUGUGUGUGUGUGUUUUGUGUGUGCAUGCAUGUGUGCAUGCGUGUGUGUGUGUGUGUGUGUGUGAGAGUACACAUGUCUGUCACCCAGUCUAUCAUAGUAGGCCUUGGGGGCACAGGUGGGAGUAGGCUGUUCUGACUAGGGAGCAAAGCCCCUCUGAACCGUUUGAAAGUAUACCUGUACCUGCUGUUCCAGUUAAACAUAAUCGGUUAUAACUAUCGGUUAUCUCAGGGGAAGACUGUGAGGUUGAUGUCAACGAGUGUGAGAGCAAUCCCUGUCAUCACGGAGGAACCUGCAUCGACCAAUCAAAUGCCUACACCUGCCACUGCCCCCCAGGCUGGGUAGGGGCCAGCUGUGAGAUACGUAAGUACAUUACCCAGAAUCCCCUUGUUGAGGGAGUAAAUUAUGAAAUAUGAUUACAUGUACAUGCCUUUCUUAGGUUAUUCAUAACAGUCUGUCUGUCUGUCUGUCUGUCUCCCUCUCUCUCAAUUCAAUUCAAUUCAAUUCGCUUUAUUGGCAUGACGUAACAAUGUACAUAUUGCCAAAGCUUACUUUGGAUAUUUACAAUAUAAAAAUAAAUAAAAAUGAGAAUCAAAAAUUGUCAACGGGACAACAGUAACAACAAUAACCAACGGUCAAUAUAACCAUACAUUCAACAAUAACAAUAAUCAUACAGUUGAGGACAUGUGCAGGUUUAUUGGUCUGUCAGACACUGUCCCUCAACUUAUGGCAGGCAGCAAUGUAGUGCGCUGCCAACCCACAGCUCUCUGCGUCCUCCCCCAACAGGAUGGGUAGCCUAUCCUCAUCAGAGAGGUCUUUAAAACCUUGAAUAAGGAUUUCAAAUUUGGGGAAAUGACACUCUCUAAUUGUUUUAUAUUUUUUACAUUUUGUCAGGAAAUGCAGCUCCGUCUCAGGUUCUGCUGUUGUGCAGUGGUUGCACAGCCUUUCCUCUACAGGGAGCCAGGUUUUCCUGUGUCUACCCUUCUCAAUGGCAAGGCUGUGCUCACUGAGCCUGUACUUUGUCAAGGUUUUUCUAAGGUUUUGAUCAGUAACCAUGGUCAAAUAUUUAGCCAUAGUGUACUGUCGAUUUAGGGCCAGAUAGCACUGCAUUUUGCUUUGUGUUUGUGCUUGUGUUUCCCAAUAAGCAAUGUAGUUUUGUUUUGACUGUGUUGUAAUUUGGUUUAUUCUGAUUGAUUGGAUGUUCUGGUCCUGAGGCUUCAGUGUGUUAGUAGAACAGGUUUGUGAACUCAGCCCCAGGACCAGCUGGAUGAGGGGACUCUUUUCUUUGCUCAGCUCUUGGCAUUGCAGGGCUUGGUAAUGAUAUGAGAGGGGGUCACUGUAUUUUAGAUGUUUCCAAAACUUAAUUGCUCUUUUUUGAGUUUUUAUUAUUAGUGGAUAUUGGCCUAAUUCUGCCCUGCAUGCAUUGUUUGUAGUUUUCCUCUGGACACGUAGGAGAAUCUUACAGAACUCUGCAUGUAGGGUUUCAAUGGGGUGUUUGUCCCAUUUGAUGAAAUCUUGUUUUGCAAGUGGACCCCACACCUCGCUGCCAUAAAGUGCAAUUGGUUCAAUGACAUAUUCAAUUAGUUUUAGCCAAAUUUUAAUAGGUAUUUCAAUUUGAAUUUGCUUUUUAAUGGCGUAGAAUGCCCUGCGUGCUUUCUCUCUCAGUUCAUUCACUGCCUCAUUAAGGUGUCCAGUUGAGCUUAUUUUUAAACCUAAGUAAUUGUAGUGUGUACAGUACUCUAUAUAUUUUGUACCAAUUGAGAACUUUGGUCUAAUUCCCUGAGAUCUGGAUCUUCUCUGGAAAAUCAUUAUUUUAGUCUUUUUGGGGUUUACUGCCAGGGCCCAGGUCUGGCAGUACUGCUCUAGCAGGUCCAGGCUCUGCUGUAGGCCAGGUGCUGUGGGUGACAGCAGGCAUAGGUCAUCUGCGAAGAGUAGGCAUUUAACUUCUGAAUUGUGGAGACUAACACCAGGGGCUGAGGAUUUUUCUAGAAUAGUGGCCAAUUCGUUAAUGUAAAUAUUGAAGAGUGCAGGGCUCAGAUUGCAACCCUGACGAAGGCCCCGCCCCUGGUUAAAGAAUUCUGUCCUUUUCUUACCAAUUUUAAUGCUGCACGUAUUGCCAGUAUACAUUGAUUUAAUUAUGUCAUAUGUUUUACCCCCUACACCACUUUCAAUAACUUUGUAGAACAGUCCUGUAUGCCAAAUAGAAUCAAAUGCUUUUUGGAAGUCGAUAAAGCAAGUGUAUAUUUUGGUAUUAUUUUGGUGGACAUGUUUAUCUAUCAGGGUGUGUAAGGUGUAAAUAUGAUCAGUUGUGCGAUGUUUUGGUAUAAAUCCAAUUUGGCUUUUACUCAAGACAUUGUGCUUAUUAAGGAAGUUUAGAACUCUUACAUUGAUGAUACUACAGAAAACCUUCCCCAGGUUACUGUCUCUCUCUCUCUCUCUCUCUCUCUCUCUCUCUCUCUCUCACUGUCUCUCUCUCUCUCUCUCACUGUCUCUCUCUCACUGCUCUCCUCCUCUCUCUCUCUCCCUCUCUCUCUCUCCUCUUCUCCUCUCCUCCUGUCUUGUCUCCCUCCCUCCCUCUCUCGUCUUCCUGUCUGUCUGUCUGUCUGUCUGUCUGUCUGUCUGUCUGUCUGUCUGUCUGUCUGUCUGUCGGUCUGUCUGUCUGUCCUGUCUGUCCUGUCUGUCCUGUCUGGUCUGUCUGUCUGUUUCGUUCUGUCUGUCUGUCUGUCGUCUGUAUGUCUGUCUGUCUGUCUGUUCUGUCUGUCUGUCUGUCUGUCUUCUCUAUCUCUCUCUCUCUCUCUCUCUCUUUCUCCCUCUCUGUCUCUCUCUCUCUCUCUCUCUCUCUCUCUCUCUCUCUUUCUCCCUCCCUCUCCCUCCCUCCCUCUCUGUCUCUCUCUGUCUCUGUCUCUGUCUCUCUCUCUCUCUCUCUCUCUCUCUCUCUCUCUCUCUCUCUCUCUCUCUCUCUCUCUCUCUCUCUCUCAGACUUGCAGUGGAAGACGGCCCACCCCGAGGGACACCCUGACCAACAUGCCGCGUCACUCCCUCUACAUCAUCAUCGGCGCCCUGUGUGUGGCCUUCGUCCUCAUGCUCAUCAUCCUCAUCGUGGGCAUCUGCCGCAUCAGCCGCAUCGAGUACCAGGGCUCGUCUCGCCAUGCCUACCAGGAGUUUUACAACUGCCGCAGCAUCGACAGCGAGUUCAGCAACGCCAUCGCCUCCAUCCGCCACGCCAGGUGAGACGGCACAAAGCUCUUUGAACUAGUCACACCUCAGGGUAGACUAGGCUUGCUAACUAUGAGUAUACAAGUGCCCCAACAUUGUUAAUAUAUAAUGUAUUAAUUUGAUUCAGACAUUAGAAACACCUCCUGUUAUAGCUUUACUGUUUACCGGGAGAUAAAGGCCCAUUCAAGAUUCACGUUUUUAAUGUCAAGUACAGUGAAAUGCCUUUCUUGCAAACUCAAAACCCAACAAUGCAAUAAUCAAUAACAAUGUAACACUAGAACAAACAUGAGAUAAAGGCCCAUUCCGGUAGAUUUCAGGCCAAACUGGGAAGGUUGCCAGCACUAGGGUAUACUCACCUGUAAUACACUGUGGGUAAAUGUGUAAUACCUCUCUUACAACACCAUAUUCAUAUUACUCUGUUUGUAACAUGUAACAUCUCCUUUAUAACACUACACUCAACUGUCACCUGUAUUUAGUUCUCAACCUAGCAACUCUACACUUGAAACAUUAGGAACUGUCUUGCAUGUAGCUAGCUGUCCUACCUGAAGUGAUGUUCCAUUUAUGUGUUUUCUUCUCAUCUCUCAGAUUUGGGAAGAAGCCCAGGCCGGCCAUGUACGACGCCACACCCAUCACCUACGAGGACUACAGCCCUGACGACAAGCCACUGGUCACUCUGAUCAAAACAAAAGAUUUGUAGAAAACACAGCAGCAACACACCCACCCACACACAGUAUCACUCAUAACCUGUUCACACAUAGAACUAACUGCACAUGUUCAGACGUGCACCAAUACACACAAACUCAGUUAAUGCAAACGAUUUAGUAUUUCUUUAGAUACAAAUACAUUUAAAAAAUAAAAAUAACAAUAGUUCUGUGGGAAGAAAAAUACAAAUCUGGAAUUUGAUACAUCUAUUUUACUGUUGGAAUAUCCAUAAAGCUACUGUAGCAUAAGAGCAUACCUUGCAUUAUUUUAGUAGGUGUUGGGUGAUAUUGCCAUGUUGUUUGCUUCUUCUCUCCAGUAGAAUGUGACUACAUUACCCAGGAUGCCAUUGGGGUCCUAGAGGGGGCGGUUCCUGACAUCCCCCACCAACCCAUGAGCUCAGUUUAAAGUGUAGAUUCAGCAGAGGCUGCUGAUAGGAGUUCUUACAGGUGUGGUAGAAAUAGGCGCACUUGUUAUAGUGCAGUACGAUAUAUAUAUCUUUCUAUAUUAAAAAUCUGCAGUAGGUUACCUUACUUGGUGCAUGGGUAGAUUCAAUGGUUUCUGCAUAAUUUUGAAACCCUCAGUACAUUGUGGUUGAUUUACUGUAUCUUUGCCAGAUUUGUGCCAAAAUCGUCUCCUUCUUCAGGCAACAACGUGUGGUAGAGGUAGAAGAGAUGUAUAAAACCACUAUGGGGGAAGCUUUAAAACAGGUUUUUUUUAAACAUUGGUUGUCAUAUUUUUGUUAUUUACAUGCAAGUUCUGUACAAAUAAAGGAGGAGUAAUAAUUGUAUUCCCUAAAUGAGGACAGUGUUUUUCCGCAGGAGUGGUCGGAGUAGCCAGUGGGCGGGUCUUAUGUGGAUGACUGACAGGUGGGGUGAGCGGGUCUUGUGUGGAUGAUUGACAGGUGGGGGUCUGCUGGUGGGUCUGCUCCAGUAAUAUAUGUGCUUAUGUGUCCCAGGUAUAGGUGUCUCUCUCUGUCUGUGUGCGGUUGUGUUGUUCCACUCAGGGUCAACCCCUGGGUGCAUUCGUUUUGGGGCGCCGGAUGGGCAGUACAUUUUAGACCAUUCCAUUGGUU